Trypanosoma conorhini is the source of this 1050-nucleotide messenger RNA. RefSeq names its product translation initiation factor. The record is from RefSeq and is a predicted model, not a curated record. Gene Ontology annotation, molecular function: translation initiation factor activity; mRNA binding; translation initiation factor binding. Gene Ontology annotation, biological process: formation of cytoplasmic translation initiation complex; translational initiation; formation of translation preinitiation complex. NCBI's taxonomy places the organism in Eukaryota, Euglenozoa, Kinetoplastea, Trypanosomatida, Trypanosomatidae. Gene Ontology annotation, cellular component: eukaryotic translation initiation factor 2 complex. The transcript has a single exon. Bases 1 to 1050 code for a protein of 349 amino acids.
AUGGAGGAGCAGGUCAAGCCGGUCUCGAGGAUCAAGCGACAUGACCGCGGCGCCGCCGCCGGCGACAAAAGUAAACCGGUGCCGCAAGUGGAGGCUAAGCAGGAUGACGUCAAGCAGGAGGAAGCCAAGCAGGAGGAAGUCAAACAGCCGAAGAAGUUGAUUUCUCGUCCGAAGGCGCCAAUGGCAGUCGUAGCUGCCCCGGAAGCGACACUCUUGACGCACAAGGAUCCUGUCACAAUGGGCCCUGUAGCACCUGCUGGCCCCGCUCCACCAUCAGCGGCGGCAGCAACGACACUGGCAAUGGGAGAUGCGUCGGCUGCAACGCACGUCGCUGGGACUGUGGAGGAUAUUUUUGAGAUUGCAUACGACAACUACACCUCAGAGGAUUUGCAUGCACUGCUGAAGCGCGUGACACGUCAGGAGGUGGAGAAGCGCAUGUUGGAGCACGAGCAGCUGCGGCAGAAGCGGCAGAAGGUUCCACAGGUGGAGCGCUUCCUAGACGUUACCUCAAAGGUGGGUAGCAGCAGCGGUGGCAACAAGGCCACGGAGGAGGGCUGUGGGUAUAACUACAGCGUCAUGCUGCGGCGCCUCUUUGUAGCGCUCAACCGCAACAAGGAGAGCAGUGCCAUGUCGGAGCGCAAUAAACUCCCUGAGCCAAAGCUUGAGAAGAUUGGAAAGAAGAAGGUUAUUAUCACCAACUUUGGACGCAUCUGCCAGGCCUUCAACCGCCCCGUCCAGGAUGUCAAGGACUACAUUGAGAAGGAGCUUUCUGUAGGUGGCAACCUGGACAGCAACGAUGCCCUUAUUCUCAAGUACGAGAUUCAGAAGUCAACGGCGUUUGACAACAUCCUCUACAAGUAUCUUGACGAGUUCGUGAAGUGCAACUCGUGCCACAGAAUCGACACGACACUCACGAAGGAGGGUCGACGCAUGGAGCUCCGGUGCAAUUGGUGCACGGCCACGCGUACUGUGCAGGCCGUUGGUUCCGCGACGUACAGCGCCCAGGUGGGCAAACGUUCGAAGGCACGGCUGCAGGCAAUGACUCUCUAA